AUGAAGCCCUCAACAUUCCUCUACGCCCUCGGCCUCGCCGAGCUGGGCCUGGCAAUGCCCGUCCCGAUGACCAUCUCAGAUAUGGUCUCCCACGUCAAGGGCGAGGCCCGUCGCCUCACCCGCAUCACCCGUGUCUCGAUGCACCGCGCACGCCCCGUGGCCGUCGUCCAGGACGCGGAACAGGCCUCCAGGAUCGAGCUCUUCGAGUUCGACAACCACCCGGUCUCCCCCUCGAGGGUGCUCCCCCCGUCAGUCGUCCUCGCGGCGCCCAGGCCGCUCAAGACGGACUACCUCCAGUCCCUCGCGAAGCACCCCCAGCAGCAGCAGCAGCCGGAGAAGGACAGGGUGGUCGACGUCGUGGGAGACGGCACCCCGGAGACCAUCAGGCCGAUGACGUUGAAGGACGGGCUGGCGGAGCUGAUGCCCUCGAGGGAACGCAUGCCCUGCUGGAAGCACGUCCAGGUCCCGCAGCCCACGAUGGCCAUCUUUGAGCAGCAUCCCGAUCUGAUCGUCCUGGGCGCCGUUAUCGCUCUGGUACUUAUUCUUCUGGUACUGGAGACCGUGGGCAACACAUUUCAAGGGGUCCGCAGCCACUACACAAUCCCUCAAGGAGAGAUUCGUCUGGAAGGAGACGAGAAGCCCUGCAAGGCUCCCUCAUUCCGCUCUGACAUGGCGCCUUACAACGAUGAGGACGUCGAGAGACAGGCAUGA
Molecule: messenger RNA, 711 nt
Organism: Colletotrichum karsti
Lineage: Eukaryota; Fungi; Ascomycota; Sordariomycetes; Glomerellales; Glomerellaceae
Exons: 2
Coding region: 1-711 (236 amino acids)
Source: RefSeq, a predicted model, not a curated record